CGCAAAUGUCAUUUUAUUUACAAGUGAAAAGUAAAAGGCGAUGGGUGUGUGUUGCUUUGUGUUUAUUUAGAACCAAAUUAGUUGUUAGAUAAUUUAAUAAAUAUUAAUAGAAUUAGGUGUGACUCUAUAUAUUUACGUGUUUGUUGUUAGUGUAAUCCAAAACAAAACUAUUAGCUAGUAGCUUUCGUGAAAAGUGCUUGUGUUUUUCUACAAAUCGAAAUUAAAAUAUCAAACAAUCCGCUCUCGUAAUUAUAAUUAACGAUCAUCAGCCAGUAUUUACAAGUGAAUCGUCCAACAACAAACAAGAUUGGUGAUAAGAUAGGUCAAAUGGAAGUCCUAAUGGCUUUGGGUUCUGUUUGUUUGUGUGGUGGUAAACAUGGUCAGUGAUCAGUGUGUCUGCGAGCAUGGCGGGCGUGCCGUGUCCCGGCGGCGGCGUGAGGCUCAGCGAGGCGCUGGACUCCAUGCAGCUCGCCUACAACCCCAUCACCAAGCAACUGCACUUCGUCAGCCCCAAAGUUGACAAACCAGUUGAAAGCACAGAUGAAGUUGACCGCCUAUCCAAAAAGAGCAGCUUCAGUGAUGAAGGCAAUUUCUCCAUCUCGACUUGUGAGAAGAGUGACACCAGUGACUCUCCCAAGAGCACCCUCCAGUGGGGUGGCAGUGUCAGUGGCCAUAAGAGAGGGAAAGAUGGAGGGUCGUUCUCUAGUACUGUGUCCAGUCUAUCGGAGUGCUCGCUGGGGUCUAGUGCGUCUAAAGAGGAUGAUGGAGUGGACCUGACCAGUGAUGAUGCAGACCAGGUGAAGCUGAAGAAGAAGGGCAUAUCUAGCUUCUUUAGUCGAGGAGUAUUCCCGUGGAAGAACAGUUCUAAAACCCAAGAGGACCAGCUCAAGAGCUCUGGGGUGACGUGGCGCAUAUUCGGCAGCAAGUCCAGCGGGAACCUGUCGAAGGCGCUCGGCUCUGAGGGGCCCAACUCCCUGAGCCCGACGUCCUCGGCCGCCAACACCCCGCAUCACCACAAGCGGCAGGGAUCCUCGGCCAGUGAGAAGCAGUUUGAGGACCUCGUGGCUAGUUCUAUAGCGCUGAUACAGCACGAUAGACCAUCCAACCUACCCGCCAAGACAACAGAAGAGGCUCUCCGCCACCGCGCCGAGCACGCGCGCAUGGUUGAGGCGGCGCGGCGCAAGGUCGAGCGCGAGGCGGCGGCGAGGCAUGCGCGAGCACAGGAGUCCCUGCGUCUGGAGGAGCGCCUCGCGAGGCACGCGCGCGAGUGGACCGCGCACAUCCUGCCCGAUUGGCCCGCCGCGAAAAACUCCAAACGGACGCUAGAGCUAUGGUGGAGCGGGCUCCCUCCAUCGAUACGCGGGCGCGUCUGGCAACUGGCCAUAGACAACAAACUGAACAUCUCUCUCGACCUGUACCAGGACUUCGUUGCCAAGGCCAAGCAGAAGCUGCAGGACGCCCAGCAACGGAGGAAGAAACUCAAGGUCAUCAACAGACAAACUUGCGCGUGUCGGAAGAAUCCUGAUAUACCCACUAUACAAGUAGAACAGUCCAAGACGACGGAAAGCAAAAGCGAUGAUGGAACGGAUACAACGGAAACUGAAUUGCCUAAAUCAGAAGAACAGUUGUCGCAAACGGAAGAUAGGUUGCCCAAAAUGGAUGAUAGGAUGCCGAAGUUAGAAGAACGGUUGCCCCAAACAGAAGAAAGGCUAUCAUUAUCAAAAACAGACGACAGCAUAGAAAACAAACCCCGUCUCAGCAUACCGCGCAACUUUAGCGAGCAAAACUUAAAGUCGCAUUGCGUUGAAGCAGAAACUAAAAAGUGUUGUUCAAAAUCGAAUCCGAACUUGUUAGAUUACAGUGACGAGUGUUCGAUGGAGUUGAUACAGUUGGACAUAGCGAGGACGUUUCCACACCUGUGUAUAUUCCAGCCGGGCGGACCGUAUUUUGAUGUUCUACAUGAGUUGUUGGCUGCCUAUGUGUGCUAUAGACCGGAUAUUGGAUAUGUACAAGGCAUGUCGUUCAUCGCGGCGGUGCUGAUCCUGAACAUGGAGGCCCCGCAGGCGUUCAUCUGCUUCGCCAACCUGCUGGACGGGCCCGUGAUGCGCGCCGCCUUCACGCGAGAUGGCGCUAUGAUGCAGCGUCUAUGGAAAGCGUACAGCACGCUCCUACGUCACAACCUACCAGCACUAGCCGACCACGUGGCUCCAGAGCUAUACCUACUGGAGUGGCUGUAUACCGCCUUCGCCAAGGCAAUGCCACUGGACGCGGCCUGUCGGGUGUGGGACGUCUUCAUAAGGGACGGAGACACGUUUUUGUUCAACACUGCGCUAGGCAUCCUCCAUCUGUACCAAGACGAGCUGAAAGACAAGGACUUCAUAUCGGCCGCGCAGUUCCUCACCAAGCUACCGGAGGACUUAUGCCCAGAAGCGUUGUUCAAGAGCAUCUCCGCAGUCUCAAUGUCCAUGGACGGUAUGUCGUUUGAGGAGUUAGUCUCUUGUUGCGAGGUGGAGAGCAGUCUGGACGAUGACGUCACGGUGCGGUUAUGAUACGAGGCUAAAAGCUCAUUCUGGGACGUUUUCGGUAACAUCUCGUUCCGCAUAGGCUUAUAGCGCCAUCUGUUGGGCGGCGGCCGCACUA
Molecule: messenger RNA, 2640 nt
Organism: Plutella xylostella (diamondback moth)
Lineage: Eukaryota; Metazoa; Arthropoda; Insecta; Lepidoptera; Plutellidae
Product: TBC1 domain family member 12
Biological process (GO): regulation of GTPase activity
Molecular function (GO): small GTPase binding; GTPase activator activity
Source: RefSeq, a predicted model, not a curated record